AUGCACCAAUCUGCCUUUUCAUCGAGUAUCCUGAUAAUCGACCAUCAACUGCUAUCAACACUUGUGAAACGCGUACAAGUCAUUGCAGAGCAACUCGUCUCAUGUUACCAAUGCGAAGCCGAUCAAGACGACUGCAAUGUAGGAUCUUGUCAAGGAAAAUAUUGUCUGUUCACCAGAACCCAAUCAUCGUCGGGUGUUCAUGUGAAGAAGUCCUGUACUAACACCGAUAUCCUCCUCUACGUGGACAACGUACAGUACACUUCAUUCGGCAAUUGCGAGUACAGGCAGGUUAAUUCCGUCAACUACGACUAUAAACUAUGCAAUUCAUCGUACUGCAACACGGCCUGUCCUACGGGGCCAUUUCCAUCGCAGUUAUCUGGGUCCGCUUCGAUUUUCUCCACAAUGGCCUUUUCAGCCACCCUUGUCUGGCUUUCUCUGACACUUUGA
Cooperia oncophora is the source of this 447-nucleotide messenger RNA. The record is from the annotation of a GenBank genome assembly. NCBI's taxonomy places the organism in Eukaryota, Metazoa, Nematoda, Chromadorea, Rhabditida, Trichostrongylidae.